AUGGCUGCGUUGAUGAUGGUUAGAGAUAUAAAACCACGUAACGACGGGAACGAAGAACAUGAACAACAGGAUACUGGUCGGGUUAUUCGAGACAUUAAAAACGUGUAUCCUGAAGUUAUUGAUUUAUUUAGAGGAGUUAAUGAUUCAAUUUCAAAACAUUCUAUAACCCUCGAUGAAGAGAAUAAAUUAACAGAUUAUAUAUUCGUCAUUAUUGCAGAAUUAAUGAAGAGAAUAAAUGAAAAAGGAAUUGGUGAUAUCAUUAAUGUCAGCGAUGUAAUGAUGAAAAGAAAUUUUGACUCAUUAUUUACAAAACCGAAAACAGAAUAUAGUCUUUAUGACGUAAUUACCGAAUUAAUGAAAAAGAUUAAUGAUAAUAAGAGUUCUGGCGGAAGAGUUGAAUUAGAAGUGAAUGAUGUUAAUGAGAAAUUAGCCGAAAAAGCAGACAAAAAUGAGCUUUUAGCUCUGAGUGAUAAAGUCAAGAACCACGUUCAUUAUAUAACUUCAGACGAACAGAUUAUAACGGACUACCAUGGAUAUUUAACACAGGAUGAACAAAUAAGCACUGAAGAUGUUAAUGAAAGAAGAUAUAAAUACAUUCGUGCUAAAGGUUAUGACAUAAGCUGUACUGUACAGUAUGACACAGGUAAAGCACCAGAAGCAUUUGGUUAUAACGAUGAAAUUUAUGUCUCUACUUUCUCUGUUAAAGGUGUAUUAGUUGAACCAAGAUUUAUGUUGAGAGUUAAGACAAAAAUAACGUUUGAAGAUGCUAUUAAAAGUAAAGCUGACAAAGUUGAACUCGAAGCAAUGAACAAAGUUUUGAAAUCUCAUAAACACAACAUCUCCGAUAUAAAUGAACUUCAAGCUACAUUAAAUAGUAAAGCUGACAAGAACCAUACACAUGAAUCCUUCACUACUGUUAGAGCAGACGACAUAAUAUUGAACUAUACCCUUGGUUCAAGUGCACCUUUAGAGAAUCCAAGUACAAGCGUAAAAGAUACACUAAACUCCUUAAAUAGUAAAUGUAUGAACAUUGAAGGUCAUGUCAGAAACUUUGAAACACAUGAACUACCAGCAAUGUUAGAUAAAAAAGCAGAUAAAGAACAUACCCAUAACUCCUUCUCAACUGUUGCUAUAGAAAGUAUUGAAGGAACGGUUGGCGGAACUGGUGGGGAUGCAUUAUAUUAUAAACCUCCUAACUUUCCACAAGGUUUAACAUCGAAUGAAAACAUAACAACGAAGAAAGAAAUUAGCUGUAAAAAUGUUUAUGUCAUGGAUGAUGAAAAUAAUGUUAAAUUCACUGCUCAAGAUUUAUAUGAUAAGAAAGCAGACAAAACAGAGCUUCAAACAUUAAAGACUGAAAUACUUCAAACCAUAUAUCCUGUUGGUUCUAUUUAUACGUCAAUGAAUUCAACAAAUCCAGAAACAGUUUUAGGUUUUGGUACGUGGAAGCAGAUUGUAGAUAAAUUCUUAUACUGUGCUAGAUAUUCAAAGCAAACAGGAGG
Trichomonas vaginalis G3 is the source of this 1502-nucleotide messenger RNA. RefSeq names its product keratin-associated protein family. The record is from RefSeq and is a predicted model, not a curated record. The transcript has a single exon. The annotation marks the transcript as partial. NCBI's taxonomy places the organism in Eukaryota, Parabasalia, Trichomonadida, Trichomonadidae.